AUGGAAAUAUCGAGCCAAUUGCCAACUAAUGAAAUCACAAGUGACGGUAAUGAUAAAGAUGAUGAUGAUAAUAAUAAGAGUGAGAAUACCUAUAGAGCACUUUGGUGGUUAAUGAUUGGUAUAAUUAAAGCAAAAGACAACAGAAAAUUGUCAACCACUUGUUGUAAAAUGAAUAAUAAGAAAGAAAGAUGUCUCAGUUGA
Messenger RNA from Heterostelium album PN500, 201 nucleotides. RefSeq lists its product as uncharacterized. Lineage: Eukaryota; Evosea; Eumycetozoa; Acytosteliales; Acytosteliaceae. The transcript has 5 exons. The coding region runs from base 1 to 201 and encodes 66 amino acids. The record is from RefSeq and is a predicted model, not a curated record.